Dicrocoelium dendriticum is the source of this 629-nucleotide messenger RNA. NCBI's taxonomy places the organism in Eukaryota, Metazoa, Platyhelminthes, Trematoda, Plagiorchiida, Dicrocoeliidae. The record is from the annotation of a GenBank genome assembly.
AUGGGAAUCUUUGCUUUGCUGAAGAUCAGCAUUGCCCGUGAUUCAUUGAAACUCUUAAAUGAGUAUCUGAAGUUCAAUACUCGGCUGGAAGAAUCCAGGGUCGAAUUGGAAUUCCUCAAUGAAUGCGUGCAGGCAAACCGCUAUCCAAAGCACUUUUGGAAGGAAAUACGGCGGUGUGGCCUCUACCCAAACGCAAAAACCUUGAAGAGACAUGCACUCAAUUAUGUGGAUACCAUCCGCGUUAAGAUGUCGGAGCUGGAGAGAUUCAUUUCGCAAAGAUUAACAGCUGUGUUAUGCCUGCCUGAAGACUUGAGACAGCCUUUUGAGGAUUAUGUAGAACUGGUUAAACAGAAAAUGGGAGUAAGGAAACAAAAGAAGUUAGUUAGUACGCUUAAUAGCCAUGUCCCCCAGUUGACAUUUCCGAAUAACCCGCAGCGAUAUGUGUUUAACCUUUCAAGUGUGAUACUAACCCAGACGCAGCUGAACGUGUUGUCAUUAGGUCUAAAGUUUUGCAUACCAUGUAAGAAAAUAGAUCAGGCGGCUUUAGAGGUGCAGUUUGAAAGCCUAAUUGCUCAGACUAAAGACCUGCUUCCAACCUCAUCAAGUGAUGUUGAGAAUCUAAAAUCUAG